UUCUCUUCUUUUUAUUCUAGGUACCUACAGGAAAGAAAAGGAAAAUCUAAAGAAAAAGUAACAGUAUUUUUAAUCGAAAAUGGCUGCGAGCCGUCGCAAACAAGAUGACAAAAAUUUAGAAAUCCUACGUGAACUUAUAUCUUUAAACGGGAAUAAAUAUUGUUUGGAUUGUAAUCAGAGAGGGCCUACAUACGUCAAUACGACAAUUGGCUCCUUUGUGUGCUCAAAAUGUUCAGGAAUGCUGCGCGGUCUCACACCUCCUCAUCGUGUAAAGUCCAUCUCCAUGGCUACUUUUACACCAGAAGAGAUAGAAUUCAUAAAAGUAAGAGGAAACGAUUAUUGCCGACGCGUGUGGUUAGGCCUUUACGAGGGUGAAAGUGUAAACUUUACUGAUGAGCAAAGCGUAAAAGAUUUCAUGUCUGAUAAGUAUGAAAAAAAGAGGUAUUAUCUUGAAUCACCACCUAAUAGUGUACCAGUCACAAAUGGUAAUUCAGUUAAAAAUAAAAUUAAAAGCAAGUUGGCCAGUAGCAAUGUGGGUGUAGCCACUCCUUUGAUAUCCAUCAUGCCUCAAUCUACCAAGACUUCCAACAACAAUAAUAAUGUGAAUGUUGCAAAAAUAGUCAGUAAUGUGACACCUGUAAGUGAAAAUAUGCACAAACUGCCGAGGCCGGUAAACAAUUUUUCUCAGCCAAUGUUUAACAAGAUGCCCACAAUUCCAGCUGCAACACCAAACCCAGCCCCUGUACCUGAUUUUCCUGUUGAUUUCUCCACAGCAAACAUUUACAACAGCACACAGUUCAACAGUAGUAUGAACAAUAAUAAUAUUAUGACACAACCAUCAAUGAACAACAAUCCAGUUUUUAAUGCCUUCAAUUCACCCCAAGCUAGUUCAAAUGACCGCUAUGCUGCUUUAGCAGACUUAGAUUUGGCAUUAAGACAGCAAAACAUGAAGAAUAUGGAGGAGGGUAACAAUGUGAGUAGGAAUCCAUUUCAAAGCGCUUCAGUCAGUGAUAUAUUUGCUAAUAAAAACCCAUUUUUCAAUGGAGGUUGGAAUACAGCAUCCGCAGCCAGGCCUGUUAAUCCAUUCAUGCCUGCAAACAAUGGGGCCUAUGUGAAUUCCAAGAAUCCUUUCCUCUGAUAGCAUCUGCAGCCACCUUAGGAACAAGCAAGGAACAAAGAUAAAUUAAUGCAAACUAAAAAGCACAAACAAUGCUACAAAUAUUAUAUUAUAAUUGUUUAAUUUUUGUAUAACAGAGUAACUCAAUUAAGUAUUUACAUUUUGCCAUAGAGUUAGUCUAAUGUGCUUAUCGGUUGUUAACUUAAGUGCCUCAAUCUGCCUUAAAAUUUGAUGAAAAUUAGAAGUUAAUAAUAUAUUCUUAUAUUAUCUGCUGUUAAUAUUUACACAUCUGUAAAGAAUAUUUAAUUCUACCAAUGAAAUAAGCAAAUCAAUUGUAACAUUAUAAUAUUUUUUAUUAAAUAUGCUGGUCCUAGCUUUAUUAAUAAUAGUAUUGGAUAAAAUAUGGAAUUUAAAAUCAAUUUAAGUCCUAAUUUAAAAUUAUGACUUUACAUGACAAUAUUAAGUAUGUAGUUAUUUUUUGCAUAAAAUUGUAAUUGGCGGCCUUACUGAGAUAAAAUAAUGUUAAGGAUUUAGGAGAAAUUAAGUCAGUAGCCUGCUGUGAUGUCAUAUUUCCUUCAGAAAUAGGUGUAUAAUGUAUUAGUUAGCAGCAGAAUUCAAUAACAAUUUUAAUAUGAUUUCAAUCUUUUUGUAAGUCAGUUACUAAAACAUGAUUAGUUUGUAGAAACAUCUUGAUAAGAACAAUUAUUAUCUUUCAUAAACUUUUUUGUACACUGCACUACACCUCUCUAUGCAUUGCAAUCAAAAAUUGUUAUUGAGUUAUGUGAAAUGUGUUUUCUGCAGCUUAUUUGCAUUGCAUCAGUAAGUUAAGGGUACAAACCAUUUUCUAAUCAUGACAUUAGUCAAGCACGAAGAACAAUCAGUUUUCUAAAAUAUUGUUGUGUAUUUGUUAUUAGGAACCUAAUAUCAGACGA
Molecule: messenger RNA, 2049 nt
Organism: Maniola jurtina (meadow brown)
Lineage: Eukaryota; Metazoa; Arthropoda; Insecta; Lepidoptera; Nymphalidae
Gene: drongo
Product: arf-GAP domain and FG repeat-containing protein 1
Exons: 6
Coding region: 80-1138 (352 amino acids)
Molecular function (GO): GTPase activator activity
Source: RefSeq, a predicted model, not a curated record